AUGUAUAGCAAACCUCAUACCAACGCACAGUCGAGGGCCGCACCCGAAGAGUACAAACGCAACGGCGGUAUUGAAUGUAUUCCCGUUGAACACUACUCAAAGGUGGGGCAAACUUUACCCACGAGUAUCGCUGCGGAAGCGGUGUUGGCGUUGGGUAUAACGGGAAACACAGAGGCGUCGCAAACCCUAAGAUUGUUGGCCCCCUUAACCCUCAACUGGGGGUCAAUCACAACGUCCGGCCUCUCUAUCGCACCCAUACGACAGGUGCCCGACGGGUGAUCACCAGAGUUUGUAUUGUUUUUAAUAAAACAUUUUAAUCUCUCAAUACAUUCAUACAAAUACUGUUUGUCCGGACAGUCGGGACAACCUAUUGAUGAAAAUGAAGGUAAAGGCUGUAAAUAUUGUGUGAGAGUUAAUUGUUCUAACAAAUUAAACACCAUGGUCACCGCAUCC
Medioppia subpectinata is the source of this 453-nucleotide messenger RNA. NCBI's taxonomy places the organism in Eukaryota, Metazoa, Arthropoda, Arachnida, Sarcoptiformes, Oppiidae. The record is from the annotation of a GenBank genome assembly.